AACAAAAAAUCGUCACUUGGAAAUUCGUCAAAUGUAAAAGCUGAACAUUCUACGCUCAUCGUCGUUAUGAAUUUGUCUCUUUCGUUUGUUAUUGUUGUUGUCUAGGUCUAUCACAUCACUGACGUUUGAUGAUUUCUCAUCGUGGCUGCGGAUAAAUUUGCUUAUAAAAUAAUAGUUUUUCAUCGAAUAUUAUUUAUUUCAAACAAUCAAAACUCACAGAAAUAUAUUUAAAAUGUCAUCGUUAAAUGGCGAAGUGCAACGUCUUCAACAAUUAGAAAAGAUGACGUCGCAGCUGCGUGAACAAAUGAAAAAAAUCAGUACUGGAGAAUUUUUCGACGAAACCGGCGAUGAGGAAUUCAAUAAGCUCCAAGUAGAAAAUAUGAAGCUCAAGCAUAGGUUGGCCGUACUCGAAAAUGCUGUUGUAGCAGAAAAGAAACUUUGCACUGGUGUAUCAGCCCAACAAAUGAUUUCUAUUCAUGAACAUUUGACGGAUCUGUUCACAAAAGCAAUUGCAAAAGCUUUUCCCAUCAUUACUGGCGAUGCCAGCACAGCUGUAAUAAGUGUAUCAACCAAGCAGGGUGACUACCAGUGCAACAGUGCAAUGUCUAUUGCAAACGCUUUAAAAGCUGCAGGACAAGGCAAACCACCAAGAGAUAUUGGAGCUGCAAUCGUUGCCAAUUUAGAACCAUCACAAGUUAUAUCUAAAGUUGAUGUGGCUGGACCUGGAUUCAUAAAUAUUUUCUUGGACAAAAAUUAUGCUGUCCAAGCGAUUGGAGAUUUACUCAGAAAUGGAGUCCAACCACCACAAUGCGUUAAAAAGCGUGUUUUAGUUGAUUUCUCAUCGCCUAACAUUGCCAAACAAAUGCACGUUGGACAUUUACGAUCGACAAUUAUUGGUGAAUCAAUUGCUCGUCUCUUGGAAUUCAUUGGACAUGAUGUAGUUCGUCAUAAUCAUCUUGGUGAUUGGGGUACUCAGUUUGGAAUGCUUAUUGCCCAUUUGGAGGACAGUUUUCCAAAUUUCCGAACCGAAAGCCCACCAAUUCAUGAUCUUCAGGCGUUCUACAAGGAAUCAAAACAAAGAUUCGACGAAGAUGAAGAAUUCAAGAAGCGGGCAUACAGUUGUGUAGUUAAACUGCAGGGUGGAGACCCUGAGUCAGUCAGGGCAUGGAAAUUGAUCUGUGAUGUUUCUCGCAAAGAGUUUCAAAGCAUAUAUGAUCGUUUAGAUGUGACGCUCGAAGAGAGAGGUGAAUCUUUUUAUCAAUCCCGAAUGAUUGAUGUCAUCAAACUUCUAGAAGAUAAAGGAUUUCUUGAAGAGGAUGAAGGUCGAAAGAUUAUGUGGUGCGAUGAAUCAAAGACAGGAGUACCACUGACUGUGGUGAAAACGGACGGUGGCUUUACAUACGAUACAUCUGAUAUGGCUGCCAUUCGGUACCGAUUUCAAGAGGUAAGAGCCGAAUGGGCUAUUUAUGUCGUCGAUGCUGGUCAAAACACACAUCUUACUACAAUAUUUGCCUGCGCUGAUCGUGCAAAUAUUAUUGAUUUAAAAAAACACCGAGUGGACCACGUUAUGUUUGGUGUCGUUCUUGGUGAAGAUGGUAAAAAAUUUAAAACACGAUCUGGUGAGACAGUGAAACUGUCUGACCUCCUCGAUGAAGGUCUGCGUAGGGCUUUAGAUAAACUCAAAGAAAAGGAACGGGAUAAAGUACUUACACCAGAAGAGUUAAAAGCUGCCCAAGAAUCCGUCGCUUACGGUUGCAUUAAAUAUGCAGAUCUUUGCCACAAUCGCACUAAUGCCUACGUGUUCUCAUUCGAUAAAAUGUUAGAAGAUCGAGGAAACACUGCGGUUUAUCUUCUCUAUGCCUUCACUCGCAUCUGUUCAAUUGCCCGCAACUGUGCUGUAGAUUUUUCUGACCUGCAAGAAGUUUUGAAAACAGAAUCGAUAUCAGUAGAGCAUGAAAAGGAAUGGAAACUGGCAAAGGUUCUGCUUAAAUUCCCUGAUGUCAUUCUUAAAAUAACCAAGGAUCUUCUCCUCCAUACUCUGUGUGAGUAUUGCUAUGAAGUUUGUACCACCUUCUCAGAGUUUUAUGACAAAUGCUAUUGCAUAGAAAAGAAUAAGGAAGGAACCAUAGUUAAGGUUCACAAAAGCAGGAUUCUUUUAUGUGAAGCUACUGCUUUGGUUUUGCGUAAGUGUUUCUAUAUUUUGGGACUAAAACCAGUUCAAAAAAUAUAAUCAAUAUAAACGUCAACAAAGCAUUUCACUCUUGUAUUCUAUUUUUUUUUUUAUUUUUUUGUUAAUUUGGGACUCCAAAUAAAAAAAAUCUUUUAUUACUAACACAAUUGAAUUUUAUAUUAAAACGAGAUAUAUAAUUUGUAACCAAAAAGAGGUUUGUUCUGUUUGAUUGUCAUUACACUUGCUCUGAGAGUUGAUUCAAUUUGUGAAAUAUGAAAAUCAUGAAAUAAUUUAACUAUAGUUCCAGAGAGAUCAUAAGAAGAUACUCAUGUAUAAUCAGCCCUAUUGUGAGUUUAACGUGGAAUAUUUUCCGCCCGCAAUAUUUUUGUUCGCCCGGAAUUUUAAAAGCUAUCAUGAGUUUUGCCCGAAGGGAAUUUACAUUUUCCGCUUUUUUUUUUUUUAUAAUGAGCGCGCACUAAAGGGAUUAAUCUACCCUUAAUAUGAUGAACACAGUACGAGCAUUAGGAAAAUAGGGAGGGGUUUGAAAGGAGAUACCGAUGUACAUACAUUAGUUUUGAAGUUCUGAGUCUUGAAAUGGGAUGGAAAAACAGAGGCGGGUAAUGCGUUCCACAUUCGCGUAGUGCGGCUGAAGAAAGAAUCUCUGUAUUCGACGGUACGUCCGAAAUUGGACUCUAGGGUAAACUGAUGAGCAUUCCUUGAAGCGCGAGUGUUACGGUUGAACUGUUUGAGGGGAGGAAUGCAACUAGCUAUUUCUUCUGAGCAUUGCUUAUAAAAAUAACGAUAGAACAACGUGAGACAUGAGACGUUACGCCGGUGCUCGAGAGAUGUAAUUGUAUCAGUCAUUGAUCUAUCACCUCUUGUUUUAUAGCUCUAUUUUGUAUUCUAUACAAGAAACUCAACGAGGUUAUAGGAGCACCUGCCCAUAUAUGGGAGUUAUAUUCGAGCUUUGGACGGAUAUAUGCCUUAUUAAUAAUUGCUAGAUCAGACGGGCAGAAAAAUUUCUUGCAUCUUCGGAGGAAACCUAAACAUUUUGCAGCGGAUUUGGCGGUGUCAAAUAUGUGUUCAUUCAACAGAAGGUGGUUUGUAAUGCACAUACCGCGAACUGAAAGCUGGUCGGUUUCCUCGAUGCUUAACUAGUUUCGUGUUCGGCACCAAAAUUUGAGUGAAAGGAGCUGUCGAGUACCUCGCAAAUUACCUGAAAAAAAAAGUUGAAAAUAAAGGGAGAUGUCGGAACGUGAAAAACUUUUCUCCUGGAAUUUUUCCGGGUGGAUUCUUGUUCAUAUUACACUACUGGAAAAAAUUAAGGGAUCAAAAAAAAUUCCAAAUUUUUGGGCAAAUUUCAACAGGCCGUAACUUCGAAAGAAAUGGUCGUACAAGAAAUCGAUAAAGAAGGAAAUUGUAGCUCCAAGUGUCUAGUUUUUGGAUUAGAACUUUAAAAAUUUUUAACCUCCGCGGUUUUUGAGUAAUCGUAGAAAAACCAGCAACAAAAAAAUUUUCAAAAUUUUUUUAGUUUUUUUUUUGGUCUACGGGCGUGGAAAAAAUU
Molecule: messenger RNA, 3734 nt
Organism: Episyrphus balteatus (marmalade hoverfly)
Lineage: Eukaryota; Metazoa; Arthropoda; Insecta; Diptera; Syrphidae
Gene: ArgRS
Product: probable arginine--tRNA ligase, cytoplasmic
Exons: 5
Coding region: 233-2230 (665 amino acids)
Biological process (GO): arginyl-tRNA aminoacylation
Cellular component (GO): cytoplasm
Molecular function (GO): ATP binding; arginine-tRNA ligase activity
Source: RefSeq, a predicted model, not a curated record